Molecule: messenger RNA, 5141 nt
Organism: Babesia bovis T2Bo
Lineage: Eukaryota; Apicomplexa; Aconoidasida; Piroplasmida; Babesiidae
Product: putative integral membrane protein
Exons: 3
Coding region: 106-5133 (1675 amino acids)
Source: RefSeq, a predicted model, not a curated record
AUAAUAUCUAAAAUCACUUUCGUAAACAAAAUAUGAAGACCAGUUUCUAAAACAAUUGACAAACAUAUGAGCAUAUAUAUUAACAAAUAAGUUACAUUUGCAAUCAUGGUGAUCACCAAAUGGCGACCAUUCACCGCUCUCGUAGCGUUGAAUCUAAGCUGGCUGUUCAUCAUCACAGGAUUUUUAAAAGAGGCAUCUACAUUCAAUGUAUUCGAUAGAUUAGCCGUAGAUGAUGCUGCAAAAUUGCCUACGCUUGGAUAUCAACGUUAUGAAUGUGGAACUUGGACACCAUGGAAUCAUUGUGAUCAUACAGGAUAUCAAUUCCGAUGCAAACUAUGCAUAUGUAAGAUUAAUGAACCGCAACCAAUAUCACAUCCACCAACCCAUUUACCACCAACAUUCCAAGAUCAUUGGAUCAUGAUGGCCGAACAAAUACGAUCAGCAAAACAAGGUGAAGUAAAAACCGUAGUAUGGGACCGAAGGCAAUGUGGAGGAAAUACUCCAGGGAGUUAUAAUUUACCCAGUCGUGGGACACCAAUCAAUAGCGUUCCGUUAGGGGAAAGUCAAGAACAAAUGAUGUUGAGCAAUGCACCACAGAGUCCUAAUAGUCCUCCUGGUAAUCCUACUCCUGUAUUCAGUAACGUAAUGAGAUUGGCAGCUGCCCAUGAUUCUCCACAAGUUAUGUUAGCACAAAAUGAACUUACAAGAAUUAUCAACUCAUCGCGUCAAAGAGAUACCGAAAUGAAUGCCAUAGUUGAAAAUUUGCAAAAAAUGUAUCUACAAGCUAGUACCAAUAUGCGGAACGCACGUACCAGAGAUGAAAUGAAUAGGAGUAGAUUGGCGCAAUAUGACGCAGAAUUUGCAUAUAAUAAAGCGGCUAAAGAACUGGGGAGGAAUAGAGUAAAAUGGCAAUUGAUGAUUGAUCAAGCAUCCUGUAAAGUGGAUUUGGCUACCGCAGAGUUUAAAUUAACAAACGCAAAGAAGAUUGCCGAACAGAAGAAUAAUGAAAAAUCAAUUGAAGUAGGAAAAUUACGACUAGCGUCAGUGGCCAAAGAUCGAAAAUUGGGGAUGGCUCGAACACCUCAAGAAAGAGUAGUUGCAUCUAAAGAAAAAUUUUUUGCAACGGAAGGAUACGAUAAAGCAGCUACCAUGUUCGGAGCUCAGAAAAAGCGCUUUGAGCUUGAUAUAGCAAGAAAGAAUGCAAUUGUGGAUUUAGAAGUUGCGAUAUUAUCUUUAAAUAACACGCGAUUAGAAUAUCUUCUAAUUGACCAGCAGACUGUUAUGGAUAUUGAAAUCAAGGAGGAGAAAAUUAAGCAUAAAACUAUUGAGCAAAGAAAGCGAAUGACCGCUGAUAUGCAACGAAGCCUUAUAAAUGAGAUGAAUACACUACAAGCAGAGGUAAAAGAUAUGCAAGCCAAACUACGGUGGAAAAGGUUUAAAGAUGAAGUCCACAUUUCUGUUCUAACGUGGGCUGUUGAAUGGCGUAGGGCUAUUAUGUUACUGGAAAAUAAGCGUUAUAACAAUCUGGUUCGUGAUCAAAGGCUGGUAGCGCCCAUCGAAGAUAAAGAAACCUAUUUGAAAAGGUUGAAAUUUGAAAUUAGUUUAGAACAAUACCCAGCUAUCUUAGCCAGAUUGGAAGGGGACGUCAAAUCCCUUACCGCUGAAAUAGCAACCAUGUACGUUAAAUUAAACAAGGACAGAAUGUUUGCGGAAUAUGAUAUUUCAAAGGCAUUGUCACAUGCUCGAUGGAUUAAGUCAAUUAUGGAUAGAGAAAAGUAUAAGUAUGACCAUUUAUUAGAAUAUGAAACUAUAGUUUCCCAAACUGAUCUAGCUCGCGUAGCUCUUGAUAGGGUAAAAGCCAAUAAACCUAACGAUAAUGAUAGAAAAGGUUUGGAACGAUGGAUUGUAGGUCUGCAUCGUAGCGAAGACGCGUUGAGGCACCGAAUUGAUACACUGGAUAAUAGGCGUAAAUUAGCAUCACAAGGCUACAAAAAUGCAGAAGCUCUCACUUCACUGAAUAAGAUUUACCAUCUGAAAGCAUCGAUGCAAGUGGAAUACGAUAAACGCAAUACAGAAUUGGAUACAGCAAUGAAUGCCGUAAGGCAAGAAAUACAAAAGCUAAAACAUGAUCUUUCCAAUGGAAAUCGACACGAAUCCAAAGAACAAAUUGAAGCUGUGUUGCAAAUAAAAGAAGCGAAGCAACAAAAGUUGAAGCAAAUAUCACAAAUGUUAAAUGAAUUUGAACAAGUUGAUAACCAAUUGUUAAAUGCGCAUGUAUUGUGGCUCGACCGAGUAGUGAAAUUAGAAGCAGAAAAAUAUGUACAACUUGCAGAAACACAAAAAGUCAAAAGCCAUAUUAACAAUUUUAAGGUACAACUCGAACGUCUGAAAGCUUCAGCCCCCAAUGCGGCAAACGCGGCUACUUGGGGUACGUAUAGAAAUCAGGUAGAUCAUCUGGAAGAUGAAAUAAAGAAUAAGCAAAAUGAAUUGAACAGGCUAGAAGCACUAUACGAAAAUACGACAAAACAAAUGACGGAUGCAAUAAAGAAUGCAAAAGAUAUAUAUGAUGAGUUGAAAAACAGGAGAAUUGAAAUGAGUAAUUCUAGAAAAGAUGAGGAAGCCUAUGAAAAAGUACCCCCUCUUUCCAUGGUAACGGAAGAAGUAUCCAUCGAUCCUACUGAUAUUCCGGAAGUUGAAACCCAUGACGUUGGAACUGAUGAAAUUAAAACUGAGGAAGUUGAAGGGGACGACAUGAACAAAGACAAUCAUAACAAUCAAAAUGACUAUACUGCCGAAACAAACGCGAAGAUCACAACAUCAGACCCAAUUGAAGAUACAACGACAACUAAAUAUCACACAGAAAAAAAUAAUGGAACUACACAAAAUAUCAAUGAAAGUAAAACGCCACCAACAGCUGAUGCACCAGUGUCAACAGCAACUAGAGAUUCUUCCAACCAACCUAGUACAACCGAUAUUGAGGAGUCUACCAAUAAUUCGAGACCCCAUCAUGAUCUACCACCAACAGCUCCUUCGGAAGCAGCCAAACCCGAUACUACUGAAAACCGUAAUGGGGCAACCCCAUCUUCAGUAAUCCCAGAAGAGGACACUGACGAUUCAGAGGAGGAAGGAUCAGAUGAUGAAUCCCAUUAUUAUGAAGAGACUGAUACACCAGUGUCAACAGCAACUAGAGGUUCUUCCAACCAACCUAGUACAACCGAUAUUGAGGAGUCUACCAAUAAUUCGAGACCCCAUCAUGAUCUACCACCAACAGCUCCUUCGGAAGCAGCCAAACCCGAUACUACUGAAAACCGUAAUGGGGCAACCCCAUCUUCAGUAAUCCCAGAAGAGGACACUGACGAUUCAGAGGAGGAAGGAUCAGAUGAUGAAUCCCAUUAUUAUGAAGAGACUGAUACACCAGUGUCAACAGCAACUAGAGAUUCUUCCAACCAACCUAGUACAACCGAUAUUGAGGAGUCUACCAAUAAUUCGAGACCCCAUCAUGAUCUACCACCAACAGCUCCUUCGGAAGCAGCCAAACCCGAUACUACUGAAAACCGUAAUGGGGCAACCCCAUCUUCAGUAAUCCCAGAAGAGGACACUGACGAUUCAGAGGAGGAAGGAUCAGAUGAUGAAUCCCAUUAUUAUGAAGAGACUGAUACACCAGUGUCAACAGCAACUAGAGGUUCUUCCAACCAACCUAGUACAACCGAUAUUGAGGAGUCUACCAAUAAUUCGAGACCCCAUCAUGAUCUACCACCAACAGCUCCUUCGGAAGCAGCCAAACCCGAUACUACUGAAAACCGUAAUGGGGCAACCCCAUCUUCAGUAAUCCCAGAAGAGGACACUGACGAUUCAGAGGAGGAAGGAUCAGAUGAUGAAUCCCAUUAUUAUGAAGAGACUGAUACACCAGUGUCAACAGCAACUAGAGAUUCUUCCAACCAACCUAGUACAACCGAUAUUGAGGAGUCUACCAAUAAUUCGAGACCCCAUCAUGAUCUACCACCAACAGCUCCUUCGGAAGCAGCCAAACCCGAUACUACUGAAAACCGUAAUGGGGCAACCCCAUCUUCAGUAAUCCCAGAAGAGGACACUGACGAUUCAGAGGAGGAAGGAUCAGAUGAUGAAUCCCAUUAUUAUGAAGAGACUGAUACACCAGUGUCAGAUGCUGAUUCUUACAAACCUACAAAUGAAACGUUAGCGCCGACGAAAAUUCAUUCUUCUAGGGUUGCCGUUGAUCAUGAUGCCAAUCAAGGUGAUUAUUGUCCUCAUGAAGAUCCAUAUGCUUCUGAUUUUGACUUUGAUGAUUCGGAUGAUACUCCAUUUGACUGUUCUACGUCGGUGGAAGGUAGUUCGAUAAAUCCUUUAAAUGGGCACAUUGGUUCAGCAAACGUAGAUCACGUACCUGAUGCCCACGAAGAAAAUUCAUAUGGGCACGGGAAAUCAGGUUCAGAUGUUAUUACGCCCGAAACAGAAUCUGUAUUAAAUAAAGAUGAAAUGGAAUUAUCGAGUGAUGAUUCUCAGUUAACAUCGGAUCCGACAGACGCCAGUUCAAAUACAAACCAUGAAGAGGAUAACAAUAAGAGUGCAAUCAAUACAUUAGCGAAUAUAAAACCACACGAUGAAAGGCAUGGUAUGUCCCCUUCUGAUACUUCGUUGCCAUAUUAUGACCUGGAUGACGAAAAUGACGAUGAUGAUGAAGAUGUAGAUUACUCAGCAUUGCAUCCACAAUCUGAUGACGAUAACAAAAUAAUCGAGGAUGAAAAUGAUAAAGAGGCAUUCCAUGUUGAACCAAAUACUAAUCUGUCCACAUCUACGAACGGUGUUUCCAAUCUAGGAAAUAAAGCAGUAGCUUCCCAGUUAAGCACGCCUAAAGUGUCUGAUUCCCCAUCUGAAAAGAAUGUUAAUAAGGAUGAGGAUUCGACGAGGCGUAAGGUAUCCACUGGCUUUAAAGUAGCCGGAGGAGUGAUUGGCUUCCUCGUAUUAACUGCUAUAGGUGCAGCAACAUACCUUAAGAAGAAAAAACCAGUUCAUACAGACGAAGAGGUAUCUUUUGAUGCGUACGAUGAUACUGACUUUGAUCGUACAACUCGAGUAGAUACCGUAGUCACCCUUUCUGAUAACGUUUGGGAAUAAUCAAAAUA